AUGGCCUACGACUGCUACUGCGCCAUCUGCGGCGUCGGCUUUUGUGGAAUGCUGAUCGAAACUCCCUCAGAAACAGCAACCGAGCGUCGAAGACGGUGGAUUGAAAAGAGAUCCCAAGCCCUCCAAGCGGGUCAGUCUAUCGACCAGGUUCCCCAGGAAGGUGAAGAGCCCGUUCGCAGUUACGAUCCCAAGAUUGUUGGCUGGGAGAACGUAGCAUGGCUCUAUAAGGCAUACUGUCUCGGAUUCAACCCUCAAGCUGCCUCGGGAAAGGGAAACUAUGGUUCCGGGACCGACGACACUCCCGGACCAGUCAUUCCCUUCCACGGAUGCUGCUUUGAGAUUCUGACACGCGUCCUCACCGGCUCCACCGAUAGCUCAACCAUUGACAUGAAAGUACUGUACAAUGUUAUGACAGAGUUGUCCAACGAAUCCUCCUCCGCUCUGCGGCUGAACUACGGCGACGACAUUCGGCGGGCGCAAGGCCGGUACUGGGAGUGCAUCCCUGGCGCAGAGUACUGCGCGACUCAUCCAACCGAGACAUCCGGUUUGGACGACUUUCUUAAAAAAGAUAUGACCACGGACAGCAAAUUCGAAAAGCCAUUCGCCCAAUUCGAUCUCAAGGGUCGCUCGCCUGCCAGCCCCUUCGGCAAGCUCCCACUCGAACUCGUCUAUCAGAUCUGCUCAUAUCUGCCCGGUGAUUCGCUCAAGGCAUUGACUCAAGCGUCACUGAGCGUUCAGGUUGUCACUCAGGACAACUGGUUCUGGAAGCGAUUUAUCCAGUGGGAUAUGCCAUGGUUCUGGGAAUUUUACACCUCGCAGAACCCCAGAGAUUUGCCGGCCAAUGUCAACUACAAGCGCUUGUACAUGUGGCUCGACAAGAUGACCGCUGCUCGCUACGGCAUGGACGACCUGGCGCUGAUUGGAGUUGCGAACCGUCGACGCAUCUGGGGCGUAUGUGAAGAACUGGCCAGCCAGUACCACAAGGCUGUGGCAGUAGCGUGA
Molecule: messenger RNA, 1002 nt
Organism: Aspergillus novofumigatus IBT 16806
Lineage: Eukaryota; Fungi; Ascomycota; Eurotiomycetes; Eurotiales; Aspergillaceae
Product: F-box domain protein
Exons: 3
Coding region: 1-1002 (333 amino acids)
Molecular function (GO): protein binding
Source: RefSeq, a predicted model, not a curated record